GGUCCUAGAGACCUGUUACUCUUGACUGCCAUUUUCCCUAAGGAAGCGAGAUUUGCAUUUGUAAUACGUAUUUAUAAAUAUAACAACGGUAAAACAUCUUGUUUUCAUUUUGUACCAUGCUUCCAGAUAUCCACUGUUAUUGAUACUAUAUCGUAAUAAUAUAUUCUUUAGUAAGUUAAACAUAUUGCAAUAUGAAGAAGCUCAUGUUAUUGUUGCUUUUCAUUAGUUUAAUAAAUAUUAGUAUAUCAUGGCAAAAUUUUAUGAGAGGCCGAAGCAGGCAUGGCAAUUUAGGUGAACCUAUUUUGUCUAAAGAGUAUGAGCUUCCAAAAGAACAAUGGUUUCCACAAUUUUUGGAUCAUUUUAAUCCAACUGAUGCACAUGUUUGGCAACAGAGAUACUUUGUAAAUGGGGAUUAUUAUAAAGUAGGAGGUCCAGUGUUUUUAAUGAUAGGCGGUGAAGGUGCUGCCAAUGCUAAAUGGAUGGUGGAAGGUCAAUGGAUCGAAUAUGCCAAAGAAUUUGGAGCAUUAUGUUUCCAAGUAGAACAUCGCUUUUAUGGAAAAAGUCAUCCUACCUCAGAUCUUAGUGUUAAGAACUUGAUGUAUCUUUCUUCGGAACAAGCACUUGCAGAUUUAGCCUACUUUGUGCAAACCGUGAACACAAUGUAUAAAUUACCAAAUAAUACUAAAUGGAUUGCAUUUGGAGGGUCAUACGCUGGAUCAUUAGCUGCAUGGUUACGGGAGAAAUAUCCCCAUUUAGUACAUGGUGCUGUAUCUGCAAGUGGGCCAUUGUUAGCACAAAUCGAUUUUCAAGAAUACUAUGUCGUUGUUGAAAAUGCCCUCAAAGAAUAUUCUGAGGCAUGUGUAAAUGCAAUAGUAGAAGCAAAUACACAGUUUCAUAUAAUGUUACGUCAUCGUAUUGGUCAGCAAGGACUAGCUAAGAAAUUUAUCUUAUGUAAUCCCAUUGAUCCUGGUUAUACUAAGACCAAAGAUAUUGCAAAUUUGUAUGAAACUAUAGCAAGUGACUUUGCUGGUAUUGUACAAUACAAUAAAAACAACCGUAAUAAUUCUGCCAUGGCUAACUUCACCAUCAAAAGUGCAUGUGAUAUUUUAACAAAUGAAUCAUUAGGUCUUGCUAUUGAUAGACUUGCACUCAUAAGUAAUAAAAUAUUGAAUGCUACAAACAAGAAAUGUUUAGACUAUGUGUAUAAUAAAAUGAUUAAUGAACUUCGAAAUAUAUCUUGGGCUAGUGAAGAUGCAGAAGGAGGACGUCAGUGGAUGUAUCAAACAUGUACAGAAUUUGGAUUUUUCCAAACUUCUACUGCACGGCCAAAUUUAUUCAGUAACAGUUUUCCAGUAGAUUUCUUUGUUCAACAAUGUCUUGAUAUUUUCGGACCACGAUAUAAUAUCCAGUUGCUGAAAUCAGCAGUCAAUCGUACAAAUAUUUUUUAUGGUGCAUUGAACUUGAAAGUUACAAAUGUGGUAUUUGUACAUGGUUCAGUUGAUCCUUGGCAUGUAUUAGGAAUUACGAAAUCAUCAAAUCCUCAAGCACCUGCUAUCUAUAUUAAUGGUACUGCUCACUGUGCUAAUAUGUAUCCUCCAUCAAAAAGUGAUGUACCUGAGUUGAAAGUUGCCAGAGCCAAAAUUGGACAUUUAAUCAGCCAGUGGCUUCAAGGCGUGUAAAAACUACUAAACCGGAAGAUUAUAGGACAUUGAACUUCACUUGAAAUUUCCAUCCUCCUAAAAAGCAGAAUGGUGCAUCAUUCUAUACACAUGGGUGUAGGAACCAGUCUACUAAAACUAAAGGAAGUGCAUGAUUCAAGUGCGUUCAAGUGAAGCUUUACAAAAAUUUUAAAGCUGGUGAACGAGCUAUCGCUAUGUGUGCACAUUAUAAACGUUGCUCGUUUACCUUGACUAGUAAUCACUCGCGAGGGUGGCGCAUGGCGGUUGUGGUGGUACGUGGUGAUGAUUGAUGUAGUGGUGGGCGAUGGUUGCGUGGAGGGUGAGGGCGAUGGUGGUGGGCUAUAUAUAGGAGGUAUUGUCUGCUAGUAACUAGAGAGAAGGAUUGGAGAAAUAUCCAGCCCGAUGGGCCGCUGAGAGACCAAAGGAAUAAGGGUGAUCGGUGCCACGGCGAGCUGUCAAAUCGCGACGCCCCAGGUGCUGGUCGGGGAAGGGCAGCGCCAGUAGCGUAUACCAACGCGAGGGCAUCCCGGUUUCACCUCUUCCAAGGCCACCACUACCGCCACCCCUCAACGCACCAACCCCACCAAGCCCCCUGCGGCGCCGUCCUCUGACGCUGCCACUGCCGCUAGCCACCGCAACGCAAACGGGCUCAGUGUUAAUUCUCAUUCCAAUCUUCUUUGAUCAAUUGUCUUUUCUCUUGAUACGUUUUUAUUUUGUUCACUUUCAUACAUCUUGUACCUUCAACCAUUGGCAUAUCUAGGCAGAGACCAUAGUAUGCCUGGACUAAAUCCAGGUAAAUCUCUAUCCAUUUGCUAAGUUAGUUAAUUUGAA
Molecule: messenger RNA, 2510 nt
Organism: Megachile rotundata (alfalfa leafcutting bee)
Lineage: Eukaryota; Metazoa; Arthropoda; Insecta; Hymenoptera; Megachilidae
Product: putative serine protease K12H4.7
Biological process (GO): proteolysis
Molecular function (GO): serine-type exopeptidase activity; dipeptidyl-peptidase activity
Source: RefSeq, a predicted model, not a curated record